AUGGCUCUGCCAGUUUUCAGAAUUUCACAAUUUGAAAAUCGCCUCGAAGAAAUUUUCAACUACCAUCGGCCACUGAACGUCGGGGAAGGCCGAUUCCGCUUCGCGUCGCGCCGCGCGUCGCACCGAGUGAGGCCGCGCCCCGCCGGGCCUCGAGCCCGGGACCGCGGUGGCAGCCUCUUUGGCCUCCGAGCGGACCGCGAGACGCCCAGGAAAGGCUUCAACGCGGCCGUUGCCUCCGCCUUCGCUUGCUCGCCCGCCUGUUAG
This is a messenger RNA of Gryllus bimaculatus (two-spotted cricket), 264 nucleotides long. The record is from the annotation of a GenBank genome assembly. NCBI's taxonomy places the organism in Eukaryota, Metazoa, Arthropoda, Insecta, Orthoptera, Gryllidae.